AGACCCGCCCCACACUAUGUCCGCCCGUCACCUCCUCCUCCGGCUCCUGAGAGACUGAUCAGCGGCCGAGCAGCUCACAGAGCAUCGGCGGUGGGCUCAGACGGCUGCGUGGGCGGCCGGCCGGCCGGUCGGUCUAGAGCGGAAAAAGGACGGUUCCGCUAUGAACCUGCACCAGGUGCUAACGGGGGCUGUCAACCCCGGGGACAACUGCUUCUCCGUGGGGAACGUCGACGGCCACCCUUUCACGGCUUAUGCAUCAGGAUGCGACAUAGUGAUAUUGGGGACAGAUUUUGAAAGAUUACAAAUAAUUCCUGGAGCAAAAUAUGGAAAUAUACAAGUGGGAUGUGUAGAUUGUUCCAUGCAGCAAGGGAAGAUUGCAGCUGCUUAUGGAAAUAUAAUUUGCAUCUUUGAGCCAGUCAAACAUCUAAAGCAGAAGAAUAAUAAUUAUGGAUUAUUUUAUCAAUGGCAGAAUUCAGAUCAGAUUUGCUUGGAACAUGUUGUGCAUAAUUUAACCUGGGAUCCCACAGGUUCUCGUCUAUUGACUAGUUCCAGUUGUUUGCAGCUUUGGUCUAAUGUCAAUUUUGAAAAUCUGUCAGAAGAUGAAAAUCGUGAAAAAGCUGAUACUCAGAACUGGAGAAUCAUCUGGCAGACCAAGAUGACUGUCUUGUAAAGGUGUGGUAUAACACUGAUUGCUGGAAAUCAGUAAUUGCAUCACAACAUACAACACCAGAAAGCAAAAUGGAGGAACUCAGUUUUUCAUUUAUUUAUCUGAUUCAUCCUCGAUCUGUCGACGGUUUUUCAUGGCGAAAAACAAGCAACUAUAUGCCGCGUGGUGCUGUGUGUAAUGUACUGCUGACCUGCUGCAAAGACAAUAUAUGCCGUCUCUGGGCAGAAACUCUGUUGCCUAAUGAUAGCCUCUUAUACGAAGAUGGAUAUAACAAUUGGCCUGAGCCAGUGAAAUUAAAUAACUUUAAGAGGAAUGCUUCUAGCAAAGAAAGCAUGAAAAAUGCUUUAGAGUUAAAUCUAAAACCUUUCCGACGAGGAAGAAGAAGAUCAAUAGCACUUGCACAUACUGGAUACUUGCCCCAUCAGCAAGACCCUCAUGUAGUUCAUCGAAACAACCCAUUGCAGUCAAAUGCACUUUGCCAUUUCCACAUUGCUGCCAGCAUCAAUCCAGCCACAGACAUUCCCUUGCUCCCUUCUAUCAUGUCUCUGAGUCUUAAUGAAAGUGAAGAAAAAAGUGGUCCUUUUGUAGUGCACUGGCUAAAUAAUAAAGAAUUACAUUUUACGCUAUCAAUGGAGGUUUUUUUACAACAGUUUAAAAGAAAUUUUGAGCAUAUUUCCUCAGAAGCCAGCACUGAAGAACCUAAUCAGAUGACUUUCAGAUCUGAUGAAGAAACUGAUGACAGUAAAGAAGAACAGAGAAGAAAUCAAGAACAGAAAGAAUUUCCUGGUGAAAAACCUGUUUUAAAUUCAAGCUCCAUUCCCUUGUCUUCAGCUGUUAUUGAUCAUGAAAUUGAAAUACAACUAACUGAAUGGAAUAAAAAUGCAGAUAUGCUAUUUAGUAUUCAUCCAAUGGAUGGAUCAUUGCUCGUAUGGCAUGUCGAUUGGCUAGAUGAAUACCAACCAGGCAUGUUUCGUCAAGUACAGGUGUCAUUUGUUUCAAGGAUUCCUGUUGCCUUUCCUACUGGUGAUGCAAAUUCACUUUGCAGAAGUAUAGUGAUGUAUGCUUGUACAAAAAAUGUUGACCUUGCUCUUCAGCAAGGCAAACAAAAACCUAGCCUUGGUCGCUCCUGCUCUAUGUUAAUUUCUUCAGGUCAUAGCAAAUUGCCCAACAAUGUAAAACUAAGCAUCUUCACCCCAAAUGUUAUGAUGAUUUCCAAGCAUGCAGAUGGAUCGCUAAACCAAUGGCUAGUCAGCUUUGCAGAGGAAUCUGCUUUUUCAAAUGUUCUCAGUAUUUGCCACAAAUCACGAUACUGUGGACAUCGUUUCCACCUUAAUGACUUGGCUUGCCAUUCAGUACUUCCAUUGCUACUCACAACCUCUCAUCACAAUGCAGUGAGGAUACCAGUUCUUGAUAGCACAGAAGAGGCAUCUCCAGAACAUCAAAAUAAAAGUUCUGCCUGCAAAUCUCAGGAUCUUACUGCUGUUUACAGUGAACUUAUCCUCUGGAGAGUUGAUCCAGUUGGCCCACUGUCUUUUUCUGGUGGAGUUUCUGAGCUUGCAAGAAUAAAUUCUCUUCAUGUAUCUGCUUUUUCAAAUGUGGCAUGGUUGCCUUGCCUCAUACCUAGUUACUGCUUAGGUGCGUACUGUAAUUCACCAAGUGCUUGCUUUGUUGCGAGUGAUGGACAACAUUUAAGACUCUAUCAAGCUAUAAUAGAUGCCAAAAAGCUACUCUGUGAACUAUCAAAUCCAGGAAUUUCUAAAUACGUUGGCAAAUUUUUUAACAUCAUAAGUCAGCAAUCUACAGCUAGACCGGGUUGCAUUGUAGAACUGAAUUCUAUUACAGAGCUGCAUGGUGAGAAAAUGCAGCUACUUCAUGUUUUUCAAGAAGAUUUCAUUAUGAAUAAUCUUGAGAAUAGAUUCUCUGAAAAAGAAUCAAUACUACUUGAUCCUGGAUAUCAGGAAAAUGGAUUUUCUGAAAAAUUCUAUUUAAUUGUAAUUGAAUAUACUCAAAACUGCUCACUGUUACAUAUGUGGAAAUUACAUUUGAAAUCCCUACCAGUCUCAGUGGAUGAAAAAAUAGCACCUAAGGCAUCUGAAACAACAUCUCAAGAAGAACUGCAUUCUUCUUCUCCGGACCAAGAAAAGCUUCACAUUUCCUUUACAAAGAAAUAUCAAGUUUGCAGAGAUAAUCUUCAGAGCACCAGCCAAUUAGUUCUUUCUUCAGAAAUUGUCUAUAGUCAAGAACUGAAUUUACCAGAAGGAGUGGAGAUAGUAAGCAUUAAACCAUCAGCAGGUCACUUAAGUAGUUCUUCAAUUUAUCCAGUUCGCCAAGCUCCUUAUCUUCUUGCAACACUUUGCUCAGAUGGGAAAGUUAGGUUUUGGAGGUGUAGAAUGGCACAAGAAACAGAUGUGUUAUCCAAACCAGAGAAUACUAAGAACAGUGGUAUGUAUGUAUGGGAAGAAUGGCCAUUGCUAAUUGAAGAUGGACAUCUUAGUAGCAGUGCCCUUGAAGUGUCUGGUUUAUCUCUUGAAAUUAGCUGCGCUCAUACAAAUCGUUUAGCUGUGGCAUACAAGCGAACACCACCCCAAAACAGUAAUUCUCAAGAUUUUUUUGUGAAUGUCGGCAUUUUUGAAUGUGAAUCUACAGGAGGCUCUUGUUGGAACUUGGAACAAACACUUCAUUUAGAUGAACUAAAUCUAACAUUGGAUUCGCUGAGUGUCAAUAGUAGUUCAAUGGCAGUAGGAAAUAAGAACUUAACAUUCAGAACAAAGCAUUUGGUUCAUUUAGACUGGAUGUCUAGGGAAGAUGGCUCUCAUAUAUUAACAGUAGGCAUUGGUUCAAAGCUUUAUAUGUUUGGUCAGUUGGCUGGGAAAAUACAGGAACAAAGUGCUAAGGAAAUGCUUGUACUGCCAGUAUGGGAUAAUGCUAAAACCUCUUGUACAUCUAGAUUUAUACUGUUACGAUGUGUCGAUUUGGUCUCAUCAGUAGAAGGGUCGCCUCCUUUACCAGUUUCUUUGUCUUGGGUUCGUGAUGGCAUCCUUGUGGUUGGGAUGGAUUGUGAAAUGCAUGUGUAUUCUCAAUGGCAGCCAUUUUCAAAGCAAGAUCCCAUUACUGCAGACUCUUUCAGUGUUAGUACACCAUCUAUAACAAGUUUGGUUAAACAAAGCCAGUCGUCUGGUGUUCCCCCAUCAAAGCGAACAUUAACCCGAUCCAUGGCUAGCUUUGCUCAAAAACUUGGUGGGAAACGAUCUGUAUUUGAUCUGUCACUGGAGAUGGAAGAUUCUGGUCUUUUUGAAGCAGCUCAUUCAUUAUGUCCUACUUUACCUCAGUAUCAUCCUGUGCAACUUUUGGAACUUAUGGAUCUAGGGAAAGUACGUAGAGCAAAGGCCAUUUUAUCUCAUCUAGUCAAAUGCAUUGCUGGAGAAGUUAUUGCUUUAAGUGACCCCUGCCAUGAGAAAAGGUAUCGGUCUCUCUCAAUCUGUGCUAGUGGGAGUAGUACAAGAGACCCUAUGACAUUUAACAGAUGUGUAAUUACAGACUAUACAGAAAUAGAUUCUGUUCCACCGCUUCCUUUGUAUGCAUUGCUUGCUGCUGAUGAAGAAUGUUCCUAUGCUUGUACUGAAAAGUCAAAUACUCCAAAGAACCUUAACAAACAUGUGACUGAUGAAAAUUAUGAGGAUCUAUUUCAAAAUUCCAGCCUGUAUACAGAUGAACUGACUACAAUUGAAGUAGAUGAAGAUGACAAAAAGCCAAAAGUUAUUGAUCUUUCUCAGUAUAAUCCAACUUACUUUGGACAAGAGCAUGCCCAAGUUCUUUCUCGUCACUUGCUUCAUUCUAGCUUACCAGGACUUACCAGGAUGGAACAGAUGCUAUUGAUGGCAUUAGCUGAUACAAUUGCCAUUACCAGUACUGAUAUAGGAGAAAGCAGAGACAGAAACAAAGGAGGAGAAACACUUGAUGAAUGUGGUUUGAAGUUUCUUUUGGCAGUUCGUCUUCACACUUUUAUGACAACUUCUGUACCACCUGCUCACAGACCUCAGCUAUUAUAUCAAGGUUUGUCUUCGAGUCAUUUUGCCUGGGCGUUUCACUCUAUUGCAGAAGAAGAACUUCUAAACAUGCUUCCUGCAGUACAGAAAGGUGAUCCAACAUGGUCAGAACUUAGAGCUAUGGGAAUAGGAUGGUGGGUUCGAAAUACCCAUAAUUUGCGCAGAUGCAUUGAGAAGGUCCCUAAAAGAUACUAAAAUGACACAGUUCUUUGGAAACAAUUUUACUGAGGACAGAUGGCGUAAAGCAGCACUGAAGAAUGCUUUUUCAUUGCUAGGCAAGCAACGUUUUGAACAUUCUACAGCAUUUUUUUUAUUGGCUGGUCACUUAAAAGAUGCCAUUGAGGUCUGCCUAGAGAAAUUAAAUGACAUUCAGCUAGCUCUUGUAAUUGCAAGACUGUAUGAAUCAGAAUUUGAAACAUCUGGUACUUACAAAUCAAUUCUUCAGAAGAGAAUUCUGGGAAGUAAGCCUCAUUCUACUGAAAGUCCAUCAACACCACAUUUUGAUCCUUUUCUCCGAAGUAUGGCUUACUGGAUUUUGGAAGAGUAUGGUCAUGCUCUUGAUACUCUUUUAAGCCAUCCCACUUUGAAUGAUGAAGAUGAAGGAAGCUUCUCAAACUGUAGCCCUUCGGUAUUUAAUUUUUAUAAUUAUCUAAGGACGCAUCCUCUCUUGCUGAGACGCCAUUUUGGAUCUUCUGAUUUAUCUUCCACAAGGAUAUGUGUAACAGGAGAAAAGGGGCUGGCAGAUGAAAUCAAUUUAGAGGAAAGAAAAUUAUUCUUUACUGCAGCAUAUACUCAUUUGAAAUCUGGCUGUCCCAUGUUGGCUUUAGAAGUAUUAUCGAAGAUGCCUAAAGUGGUCAAAAAGUCAAAGAGUUUAAGAAGAACAUUUAGUUUAAGGAAUACUAGUAAAGAAUGUUCACCCUCUUCUCCAAUGCCAGUAGAAUCCAAAGAUGACCAGCUUUUCAGGACUGACAGGUCAGAACCAGUGCUAAAUGGUUUAGGGCCAUUAUCAGAUGCUUCACCAGACAAACAUUCAGUUUCUGAUGCUUUGCUUGAUUGGAGUCAGCCAGCUGCAGUCUUCCAAGAUGACCCGUUGGAAUUAAAAUGGGACAGUGACAAAGAUGAGGAAAGUGAGGAUUCUUGCCUUGUAAUGAAACCUUUGCAGAAGAUAACAGGUGAAAAAACAAAUGAAGUUAACUCUAGCUGCACUGAAACCUACAGUUCAGGAGGUGAGAAUGAUGUCUUAGCUUCAUCAGAAGACAUAAUUUUUGUUCAGCUGAAAUUUAGGGCAUGCCUGAAGAUUCUUACAGAGGAACUUCGAACAUUAUCCACUGGCUAUGAAGUAGAUGGUGGAAAAUUAAGAUACCAGCUGUAUAAUUGGCUUGAAAGGGAGGUGGUAGCCCUUCAGAAGACAUGUGAAUACAAUAUUGAAGCAGAUGAUUCUCAGAGGGAAAUUAUCCCAGUAAUGGGUGAAAAUUGUUUAAAUGAGAAAACUGAAGACCUAUCAGAUAUACAACUAAAGGAAAAUAUUCAAAGAAGACAUUGGCUUAUAAAAUACCAAUCACUUUUGCGAAUGUUUCUUAGUUACUGCAUCCUCCAUGGGUCUCAUGGUGGAGGCUUGGCAUCUGUACGAAUGGAACUGAUUUUGCUUCUGCAAGAAUCUCAACAGGAAUUUUCGGAGCAAUUGUAUAGCAAUAUUGUAUCUGAGCCGAGCACAAUACCUCUUCUUUUUGCCUGUACUGCAAGUGCCAAAACAGUGGUAGCCAACCCAUUAUUGCAUUUGAGUAACUUGACACACGAUAUACUACAUGCUAUUAUUUCUCUUGACUCUCCACCCCACCCAGAUGUACAGAAUAAUAAGAUACAUGUAAUGCACACAUUAGCAGCAUCUUUAUCAGCUUGCAUAUACCAGUCUCUCUGCGGGGGUCAUAACUACAGUUUAUUGCAAGCAAACCAAUUCACUGGAAUGAUUUAUCAGACGUUGUUGCUUUCCCAUCGGCAUUCUCUAAGAACAGCAAGUUCAGAUGAAACAGUAACACCAAAUACUACACCAGCUCAAUGGCCAGGAAUAAUGGAUUUAAUACAAUUGCUGAAUCAAGCUGGGGAAGAAGCUCAGUCUGGGAUCACAGUUUUGCUCUGUGAAAUUCUUACGGCAAUCUACCUUAGUCUCUUCAUUCAUGGUCUAGCAACUCAUUCCAGCAAUGAAUUAUUCAGGAUUGUGGCCCAUCCCCUUAAUGACAAAAUGUGGUUUGCUGUCUUUGGUGGUGGUGCAAAGAUUCCCAAGAAAGGACCAAUUCAAGAAACAACCAAGAUGGGUAGGCACUUCUCUAUGCCUAGCCCACAUCAGGUAGUAGUAUUUUCUAUGGAAUGCGUGGGGUUUACCAAAUCUCUAACAACCAUCAGUACUCAUAGUCCUACCAAACUUGCAGCCUCUUCUCCUAUAGAUGAUGGUGAGAAGCAAAAUAAGCAGUUUAGACUGACAUCAAAAUCAUCAUCAAAAGAAAAUUCACCUACUAAUUUACCUGGAAAAGAACAAGAUACUUCAAUUUACAAAGAGAAAUUUAUUCCUCCUGAACUUAGUAUUUGGGACUACUUUAUAGCAAAGCCAUAUCUUGCAGCAUCCCAAACUAGAUUUGAAUAUGAUUCAGAAGAAAGUCAGGACAGCAGUGAUGAAGAUGAAGAUGGAGCAUUCUUAUCAGAUUCAAAACUUCAGGAACAUUCUAACUCAAAUUCAUUUAGUUGGUCAUUGAUGCGCUUGGCUAUGGUUCAGCUUGUUCUCCGUAACUUGAAAAGUUUCUACCCAUUGGCUGGACAUGAUCUUACAGAACUUCCAGUUUGUUCACCGUUAUGCCAUGCAGUUCUAAAGGCUCUUCAGCGGUGGGAGCAGGUUCUUCUCAGACGACUUGAAAUGCAUGGAGGUCCACCAGAAAACUUUAUUUCUAUUCACAUUUUACAAGAUGCCUCAUCUUCAGGCCCUGCAUUACUUCGCCACAAAGCUUUGCUAGAGCCAACAAACACUCCUUUCAAAUCCAAAAGUCAUUAUGCAUUAUCCGUAAAAAGACUUUGGCAGUACCUUGUUAAACAAGAAAUUGUCCAAGAAACCUUCAUCAGUAACAUAUUUGCCAAAAGAAAGUGUUUAAAUGAGUCAUUAGAAGACCAGUCUGAAUUUACCAAAACUAGUUCAGGAGAAGAAUCAGGAGUCAAUAAGAUAGAGCAUGAUGCAGGAUCUCCUGGAAGUAAAGCAAGAAUUAUCCAUAAAGAGUCUGACAUUAUUACUGCCUUUGCUGUCAAUAAGGCCAAUAGGAAUUGUAUUGCAAUAGCCUCAAGCCAUGAAAUUCAAGAACUGGAUGUUUCUGGAAUUUUAGCAACUCAGAUCUACACUUGGGUUGAUGAUGAUAUAGAAGUGGAAGCUAAAGGAGCUGAUGACUUCUUAGUUAUACAUACUCGUGAUGACUUGGGAAACAUUCAAGGAACUACUCCUUAUACACACAGCACUCCUGGAACACCAAUCAAUAUGCCAUGGCUUGGCAGCACUCAGACUGGCAGGGGUGCUGCUAUGAUGAUCAAGAAGAAUCUCAAUAAUGUCAGAAGAAUGGCUUCCCACCCAACACUACCAUAUUAUUUGACAGGUGCCCAGGAUGGCAGUGUAAGAAUGUUUGAAUGGGGCCAUUCUCAACAACUUGCAUGCUUUCGAUCGGGUGGCAACUCCAGAAUUACACGGAUGAGAUUUAAUUAUCAAGGCAAUAAGUUUGGGAUCGUUGAUGGUGAUGGGCAUAUAAGUUUGUAUCAAACAAACUGUAAAGGUUGCCUACAUAAUGGAAGCACAUCCAAACCAUACCUAACAUGGCAAUGCCAUAAUAAAACGGCUAGUGAUUUUGUUUUCAUCAGUUCUUCGUCUUUGAUAGCUACUGCCGGGUUAUCUACUGACAACAGAAAUAUUUGUCUGUGGGAUACUUUGGUUGCUCCUUCUAGUAGCUUGGUUCAUGCAUUCACAUGUCAUGAUACUGGAGCAACUGUUUUGGCAUAUGCACCUAAACACCAGCUAUUAAUAUCUGGUGGAAGAAGAGGCUAUACCUGCUUAAUAGAUCUUCGUCAAAAGCAACAGAGACAGUUUUUCCAAAGUCAUGAUUCCCCAGUUAAAGCAAUUGCUGUAGAUCCUACAGAAGAAUAUUUUGUUACAGGAUCUGCAGAAGGAAAUAUCAAGGUAUGGAGUCUGUCAAAUUUCAGUCUUCUUCAUACUUUCCUCAAUGAACAUUCUAGACAAUCUAUUUUCAGAAAUCUUGGGACAGGUGUCAUGCAGAUUGAGACAGGACCAGCAAAUCACAUAUUUUCCUGUGGAGCUGAUGGGACAGUGAAGAUGAGAAUUUUGCCUGAUCGAUUUAAUUCAUUUGGUGAAGUGUUGAAAACUGGUGUGAAAUAUGUGUUCUGAAGUGCUGUUAGCACUUGUAAAAUGUUAUAGAAUAUUAUCAAGCAUAAUUGUACAGGUAGCCCUAUAGUAAUAUUUCCUGGUGUUUAUAUUUAUUUUAUUUGGAGAUAUAGUCCUUAAUGCACUAAUGCCUUAAAGGUUAGCAAGUUCCUUCUUAUUCUGCAUAAGAAUAGUUUUUGAUGAUUCAGUAAAUAUUUAUUAUGUAUUUUGUUGAGUAUUGUUUGUUCUUAAUUGAUAAUGCCUCAUUCCAUGUGGUUGAGCAUGGUCUUUAUCACUUAAUUUCUGGAGACCAUUUCUUAAAGAAGCCUUAUAAUAUCAUCUCUUUUAGCCUGACAGAACAAUCAGUUGCCAAAUUCCUUAUUCUAACUGUAUAUGGGUUGUACUCGUGUAAAAUAAACAUACUUGACAUAAGCAGAUACCCAUGCUAUACUGAGAUUUGCUAUAGGAAGAAAUGCUACUAGAUGAGCCACCAUUGGUGAUAUUUUCCUGAGAUCUAGUUUGUUCACUUGAACUCGGUCUUUAGUGUGAAGAAUUGAAAGAUAAAAGUUUGUGUUGGAACUUUUCAUGCUUGAAUGACUGCUAUCAGUAUAGCAGUCUUUUCCUUGAACCAAGAGAUAUAAAGAAAAUAUAAUCAAGUUCUUAUUUAAAAUAGGUAAAUAGAGUAUAAAUAUCUAGCUUACAGAUGUUUUAAGAAUUAUAUUUAAAAAUAAUACAUAACAUUUAAAAUUCAUGAAACUGAAUUUAAGUAUAUGUUGCAUAGGAUAAUUGAAUAAUCUGAAUGGGGGUUAUAAAAUCAUUAUGCUUAAAUCAUUGGUAAAACACAGGAAAUUGACAUAAUGUUAUUUUGUCAGUAAAUUUGUUUUCCUUUAAUCCAAACAUGCUUACUCUUCCGCUGGCACUUAAAUCAUAGUAUUUAGUUUCAGUUCUGAAGUAAACAAAAUAAGAAAAGGUUGCAAAAGAAAACUCUUCUAAUGUAUGAUAAAUAGUAUAGAUUUAUAUUUUUUUACAAAAUCAAGAAUUUGAAAUUUGUUUUUGUUAAAAUGUAAUAAUUAUGUACACUUACUUUUUUUGACCAAAAUACGAAAUGUACAAAGCUUUCAAAAUUUUCUAUGUGCUAAAAUAGGCCAUGUAGUGUAAUUAUUUUGAACGAUUUUUAUUUUACUCAUGUAAAAGUCUCAAAAAAUAAUUGGAUUAGAGAUAAAUUACUUAAAUGCAAAUUAUAAACAGUUUACUAAAAUAUUUUUGUGGAAAAACUGCCAAUACAAUUUCAUGUGAAACAGAUUUUGUCUGGGAAUAGAUGCUGUAAAUAAAACAAAAGUGAAGGGCUUGUAUAAUUAAUUUUGUACUAUUCUCAGGACACUACUUUUAAAAGUAACAUUUCUUACUUUUUAUAUAGCAUUUUAAAUGUAAUUUUAGGAUAUUUCUAUGCAAGCAUUAAGUAAGGAAACAAGUGUUAACAUAAUUGAAAAUACAUUUGUGCAAUAACCUAGGCUAUUCUUAUAAAGGAGAAAUACAUAGCAGCAUUUUAAGAUAGCUAGUGCAGCUAUUUGAUGCAAAAUAAAAAUUUUGAGUCAGUUUGCAGGUAAUGCAGUGGGAAGAAUAUAAAUUGCAAUGCUAAAUCACAACAAUGACACUGUGAAAAUAGCUUUAUACACUUAAUGCCCAUUCUACAUAUAGGAAUGGACCUAAAGUAAGAAAACAGCUUUAUACACUUUACAGCCGUUGCACAUAUUCAGUUGCUUGUUUAGAAAGUAUAUGUUUAAUAGCCUAAUCCUGUAAUUGUUUAGGAUAUAUGUAUACACUUGGGGGCCUGAGCCAUCAACAACAGUAAUGUUCUGCUAUGUUUGUAGGAAAAUUACAUUGACAUAAUAGCUAGUACCAGUAUUUAGGAAGAGAUGUUAAAUGUUAGUGUUAUAACCAUUUAUUUCAUUUAAGAAUAUUAAAAUUAAUUCUGUUGCCCUUCAUAUUUCAUUCAGAAGAUUAAUGUGGGAAAAAUCAUUUAAUGCUUAGUAUAUAAAGCCUAAUUUACUGAAUUUUAUAUCUGAAUUGCAAAAUCCAAAAUCAGAAUUAUACCAAAGUUUUAAGAGUUUAGCUUAUUUGUAAUUCAAGCUCCUUAUAUUAGAUUUAACCUGGGGUUUUGAGAAAAAUUAUAAUCUUUAGUAAACUUUUUGAUAAGUUGCACUCAGUUUAAGACUUCAAUAUUGUGUAAAGCUCUGCAUAUUUUACUAGAAUGAUGUUCUACUAGUGUUUUCAUUAAGAAUAAGCUUAAUCUGAUAUUUUUAAGAUUGUCAUGUAUUUAGUACAUACCUACACAAACAACCAUGUACAACUUUUACGAUGGCAUAGUUGCUCAACACUUUAAUUGAAGGCUUAAAGAUUUAAGUUAUAUUAAAAUAUUACGUGCCUCUCUUUUGUCCAAUUAGUAUCUAGAGAAUGUUUUUCUCCUUAAUGUACUUCUCCCUUCUCUUUUGUUAGCGUACCAAAUGAAGUAGCUGGAAUUUUCUAUUUUUCUAAAACUGUAUUAGAGGUUCAAUUUAUUUCUUCUGUAAUUUAAAACAAGGCAAAAUAAUCAAAUGCUUAAGCAUUCUACCGCUAGUAACUGCUCAAAAAAUAAUAGGAAAGACUGGUGCAAUUGUCAAUAUUAUAGUUGCCAUUAUUAUGAUUCUGUACAUUUCUCUGUGUACAAAAUAAAUUACAAAGCAUAUGCAUAGGUUUAGAACCCCCAAAUAAAAUUUAUCAUUAGCUAAUUA
Molecule: messenger RNA, 11886 nt
Organism: Thamnophis sirtalis
Lineage: Eukaryota; Metazoa; Chordata; Lepidosauria; Squamata; Natricidae
Source: RefSeq, a predicted model, not a curated record